UCAGAACGCAUUGUAUAGUCGUUACGGAAAGCUGCGCGCGGUUGGUUCCCUCUGGUUCCGUCACGUUCUUUAAAUCAACAGUGAGGCUUGUAGUAUAACUAUUGUAGUGUUUUUUUAUACACAAAAAUGUAAUUCGAACAAAAAAUCAGUCCAAACAAAAAAUAAACAAAGAAGGUUAUUUUCUGGUGGGUGAAUUUCGUUCAGAAAAGUGAUCGCUGCGAAGAAGUGUGUUUCGCGAACAAGUGAACCACUUUCACUGUGGCGCAAAAAUAGUCUUUCAAUCCCGUUAGAAGUGGGAUCGAGAAAAAAACCGUGACUAUCUGUUAAGUACGAGCGAGUGUACAACGAUAGAUAUAAAACGGCAAUGUGAAAAGUGUGGAAGAAUUGCAUAAACGUUUUUCAUAAUCAGUGGCACAUUGACAUUUCCGUACAUUUCCGCAGUAGAUGAACCGACUUAAGAUGUCUAACAGUCACAACUUGAGCAAUUUCAUUGAUAACACUAUAGAGGCACUUCAAGCCAGAUGGAGUAAAUCAAAAACGGAAAACAAAACCAGCAAAAAACAAUUGGUGCCCAACUCUAGGAUUCUCGAAUAAGAGUUUCUUCGAGAUGGAGGGUUCUGGAAAAAGAGCCAUUUUUCGAAAAAUUUGGUACACUUCUGAAGCAGCAGUCCAGUCAGUUUUUGCUGCAAAAUAAGCGAGAUGUUACACCCCAGGAUGAGUCUUUGGAGGCCCAAGAGCUACUCAUCACGAAUAAGCCGCAACAGAUAGAGAAUAACAUACUUUCUGCUAACUCGACACAAGAUCAAGGCAUUUACACAAAUGAUUCUUCUAUAGAAGCGACAAAUGAUGCGGAAACAGUUAAAGAACUGUACGAAAAGGUUCUACUCGAAAUAAUUAACGGCAAAUUUGAGAAGCAGGAUCUCUCGGAGAAGGUGAUGUUCUCGUACGCUCAAGACGUCUUCAAACUCAACGAAAAGACACACGAUGAGAUUCUGAAGCAUGCUAGAUUGAAACCAAUGUCCGAGGUGUUCCUCCGAGUUGAAAUAAUCGAAGCCAAGCUCACCGAACGUCCGGAUGUACCUACUGGAUGUAACCCGUUUGUUAUCUUGUACCUGCAAUCCGGAUUGCCAGAUAUCGUAAGAAGCUCCAUCCUAGAAUCAACUAAUAAUCCUGUCUGGAAGGAAUGUUUCACGCUGCCAACCAGUGAGAACAGUAAAGACAACUUAAUUCUUGAAUUGUUUCAUCAUGAUGUCGAUAUUACAAAAAUUAGCAAGACCAUUAGAAUAUGUCGAAAAUAUGCAUUCAGCUGUGUUAGGCCAAGAACAUCAUAUCAAAAAUUGAUAGGAAGAACAAGUAUUCCUAUAGAAUCAAUCAGCUCGUCUGGACUAGUGAUGUGGUACACAUUGAACAAAAAGAGGCAUACCGAUCCCCAAGGAACCAUCAAACUUAAAUUCCACUUCAGUUCCGCUCAAAAUAAACUAAAGGCUAUUGAAGAACACACAAUGUUGAUAAAAAUGUUUCUCGAGUAUGAACUUAAUAGUUCUAGUGUAGCCCGGUAUUGGUGGUCGGGUAAAUUUACCGCUGCAGGGGAAGCCAUACUCAAACAGCACGCCAUCUGUGCUGACAUAAAUGAAAGUGAAAAAAAUCUCAUCCAUUGGAAUGCGUAUACAUCGAUACAUGUGACUUAUCCCAUAUCAUUUACACUUUUUGAAAAUUUACUAAACAAAAUAUGCAUACUAGUGAGUAAGGACUGUGUUUCUGGAGAUGAUUUAAAGAGAUUCUGGGGUGGUGUUAAGAAAUUGCUACCCUCUUGCUUUGCUGUGAUAAUAAAACUAAGAAAGCGUAUAGCCGGUGAUAAAGACAUUUUGAAGACUGUUACUUCGGUGCUCAACAUUCUAGUCAGAGUGGACAGCAUAAGGGAAACUUGUGAUAUUGAACUGUUCUCCCCGGAAGAUUACGAGCAUUUCAAACAUAAGAUCGAACAUAAUCCAAGCAUUUCGAUCCGAGAGAUGACAUUGCUGGCAGUUAGAGCAGGGGCCAAAUGUUGGUUCGACCAAUCCGUAACAAACAGCAUCAAAUCGACGUUUUCUGAUGAAGAAAAAUUGCACAACUUUAUUCUGCUAAUCCAACUUCUCCAGAAUGAUAUAAAGCGUGCGUCCACUUAUUACAAUGCUCCAUUUAAAAGUAUCAUAGAUAUCGAAUAUACUCGUGAGCUGUGCAAACAGCAUGAAACAAGUAUUGUCACCCAUAUCAAACCACCGGUGGAAAAAAUAUGCAAAGGAUUUAAAAAGCUCACAAUACGGUUGGACCAACACAAUCGAAUUGGUGAGAUGGAAGCCUUGGAUAUGAGUUCCAAACUUUUCGAGCUAUAUAUCAUUAUAAAGCUAUUUAUCGAAGAAACUGACAGAGAGAUCAAAUGUGCCCACAACACGGAUAUAAUCAACUAUCAUGCUUGGUUCAUUGGCGGGGUUUCGCAUUGGAGCGAUGUAUUCGCCUUGAAGGCUCUGGCUAGAAUAAGUCAAGCCAUCGAUGUUGAUUCGCUUGUGGCUGAGGAGAAUGUGGAACCGAAGCAGUCUUCUUCGGCUGUAGAGUUUUCGAACAUUGUUCUCCAAAUGAAAACCUUCUGGGAGCAGCUGGCUUGGCCUGAUCAGAAUGAUCUCAAUCGAUUUCUGAAAAGAAGCUUAGGGGACAUCUGCAGCUGCUGCAUAUAUUAUGCAGACCGAAUCUCGUCGAAACUCAAACCAACAGAAGACAAAAAACACAUCGAUAUGGCCUCCACAAUCGAACUGAUGCGUAAAUGUACCCUUGUCAAUUCCAACCUGUCGAUACUGAUUGAGAUGCUUAUCAAUUUGCCAAACGAUCUCGGCUACAGAAAAGUCGACGUAAAUGCCAAUGAGUCAACUGAAUACACGCUUCCGAUCGAGGGCCUAAGCAGCUGGAAGACAAAAGUUUUAACAUUGUUCGCCGAUUAUUGCAUGUCGGUGAUAAGGAUCAGUAUGACAGAUUCGAUCUAUAAGUUCAGCCAAAUCAAGGAGAAUAUUGAGAGUUUUGCAACGCAGACAUCGAUGCUGAUUAGAGAAAAUUUGAUAAACAAUGAUUUGAAACAAGUAGAAGGCAAACUGUGGACGAUGUUAACCGCAGAGUUGAGCAGUUUAAUUAAACAAACAAUCGAGAAGAAAGCUCCUAUUACCUCGUUUUCAAAUCUGAAGGAAUGUUAUGCAAUAAUCGCUCAGGCAUAUCUACCCGAGUUGCAAGAUUUACAGGACGCCAGUCCCCUUGCGGAACAGCUUUUGUCUAUUGAAAAGCAACUUUGUUUGUACAGUAGUACUACACGCGACCUCAUUCAUCAAUAUUAUUUGGCUUGUUACGAAAGUCAAAAUCGGCUCGACGAACCGGAUCGUGGAAUACUUAACGUACGAUGUUUCUUCAACCAGAACACCCUCGAAGUUCAGGUUCUAGGAGCAAACAACAUUCAGAUGCCGCUGGAUUUCAAGGGGACUUGUGAUUCAUAUGUGAAAAUAAAUUUAAUUCCCGGCUACCGAUUCUCCAAUGUGCAAAUGCCAAAGACACGAACGAAACCAAAGAAUCGCUCUCCCACAUACAAUGAAAAGUUUGCUCUGAAAUUUUCUCAAGAUCAACGAGAUAUUCCCGAUGCUCUUGUGGUCUUCAACGUGAAAGUAACGGAGAUGCUCGGUCUCAACCAAAGACACGUUGGUGAAUGUUUUAUCCGGUUGGACAGUAUACCCGUCCUAAGCGCAGAUCGAGACGUUCAGACAGUUGAUGUUCAACAACUUUACUUAACUCUUCCCGAAAAUAUAGAUUCAGAAUGUAUACCAGUGCUCGAAUACCGACAAAACGACAAGGAAGCAGCACAGUUUUUCAAAAAACUCAAGCAAAAAUUAGGCAAAGCUGCCUAUACUGGAAGUGUACUUAGCAUUUUCUAGAAUUGUGUAUCAACAGCAAAAUAAAAUCAACGCAUUUAUUAACAACGAAUAACUAGAGUGCAAUGUAAAUUAAACCAUACUGUAGACACUAAUAUUAAGCAAAUAUAACUUUUAUCCAUUUCGUA
This is a messenger RNA of Toxorhynchites rutilus septentrionalis, 4069 nucleotides long. RefSeq names its product protein unc-13 homolog 4B-like. Bases 936 to 3944 code for a protein of 1002 amino acids. NCBI's taxonomy places the organism in Eukaryota, Metazoa, Arthropoda, Insecta, Diptera, Culicidae. The transcript is spliced from 12 exons. The record is from RefSeq and is a predicted model, not a curated record.